AUGGCUAGAAAGGCUUUGGGUGUCUGCUUGAUACUCUUGCCAUGGCUGGCGUUAAGGCUUGGCAAGAUGACUGAGGCUUGGAGAGCCUGUUGGGACCAGCUGCAUUGCAUGCCAGAAUGUUGUUUGAAGUGCAGUGCCUCUCGUGACGGGGCCCAAGUCGCAGCGAGCGCUGCAUGCGACAUCAUGAUUCUGAACCGAGGAAUUCGCUCAUUUACCAUGAGGGCAGCGGGCUACACAGCAGCUGCAGCAGCCUUUUCGCCCGCACCUCUGGCCACAAGUGCCCUGGUCUUUGGAGCGGCAAAUGGCAUUGGAUUUGUCGUGUCCCUGGCUACAGGAUGGCACUACCAUUUAGACUUGUUGGGUACCGGUGCAUUCUCUGCUUUUGCGUUUGCUUUGCGGGGCACUCACUGGCGGCAGCAGGUCAGUGCUGCCUGCAUCGGGAUCUGGGGCGCGAAGUUAGCCGCAUUUCUGUUCUACCGCGCGCUGCAGACGCACCAUGACGCGCGGUUGGAGGAGGUGCUGGCUGGGCUGUCUGGCACCUUUGGCUUUUGGUUCAUCUCUUUCUUGUGGGGCUGGGUGGUGUCACUGCCACAUGCUCUUGCAGCUGGCGUGCCGCUUGGAGCGCGACCUGCCUUCUCUUGGUUGGAUGUCGUCGGCCUUGGCAUUUUCGCGCUGGGCUUGAUGCUGGAGACUUUGGCCGACUGGCAGAAGUGGCGCUUCAAACAGGACCCAGACUCCAGGGGGAAGUUCUGCGACGUGGGCGUGUGGCAGUUGUCGCGCCGACCCAACUGGUUUGGCAACCUCUUGCUUUGGAGUGGCAUAGUUGUGCUGAAUUCGACCACGCUGGCGGCAGCAGGCCCCCUCCCCGCCGCCGCAAGCCUGGUGAGUCCCUUGUUCUUGCUGGCGCUCUUCCUCGGCCAAGCAAGCGGGGCAAUCACGAAAACCGUUGAGAUGGAGAAGGAAAAGUACGGGAGUGACCCGGCUUACCAGGAGUAUCUGCAGCAAACUCCGAUGCUUUUCCCGUCUGGGCACAGUGUGUUGAGGACCUUGGGCUUCAUAGAGUGA
This is a messenger RNA of Effrenium voratum, 1065 nucleotides long. The record is from the annotation of a GenBank genome assembly. NCBI's taxonomy places the organism in Eukaryota, Dinophyceae, Suessiales, Symbiodiniaceae.